Messenger RNA from Anopheles stephensi (Asian malaria mosquito), 2427 nucleotides. It is a transcript of the gene jagn, whose product is annotated as protein jagunal. Gene Ontology annotation, biological process: endoplasmic reticulum organization; vesicle-mediated transport. The transcript has 4 exons. Bases 349 to 948 code for a protein of 199 amino acids. Gene Ontology annotation, cellular component: endoplasmic reticulum membrane. Lineage: Eukaryota; Metazoa; Arthropoda; Insecta; Diptera; Culicidae. The record is from RefSeq and is a predicted model, not a curated record.
UUCACAACUGUCAUGUGUGUUGUCCUGCUGUCAUCCCUGGGUGUUUCGGCCAGAUUGAGCUGUUGUCAUUUUAAAGAUAUUUUUCCGAUCCUUUUUUUAUUAUUUCGGUGUCCAAAACGAAGUGAAAGUACGGAACCGAUCGCCGGUGGGACUGAGGAGAUCAGGAGGUCGCUCCCGUAUCGUAUCGGAAGCUACGGUGACCCCGGAACCAAACCACCGAAAACACACACGCACCCGACAUACCUGUGCAGCACCGGACCGCUCCUGAACAGUGCGAAAAAUAUCAACGAUCGAAAAGGCAUAACACCGACCGACUCCCGGCCCACCCCCUAAACACACGCACAUACGAUGGCUUCCCGCGGUGGACCGAUGGUCUUGGGUACAGAUGGAACCGAUUUCGAGCACAGACAGCGCGUGGCCGCACACUACCAAAUCAGCGCCCUCAACAAAUCACGGUUAAAGUACUGCAUUUUCUUCCACUACCUCCUGUUCUUCGUGAUGCUGAUCAAACUGUCCGCCGACAUCCUGGACCGGCUCGAUAUCUUCAUACUGGAGAUCGAGGAACUGCAGAUACCGCCCCCACUGUGGUGGGAAUACUUCUGGUGCCUGUCCGUCUUUCUGUCCUUCAUCGGGUUGGGCGCGGCACGUGGCAAUCGGGUGAACGAUAUGAAAAAGUAUAUGGUUGGUAUAAGCACGAUCGCGUUCGUGCCGCUGCUGUACUGUAUCUUCUACUAUUUGAACGAUGUGCUCGAGUAUCUGAACCUGGAGGAAGGUACCGAUUUAGAUGAUACGGAUAUUUUCGUCUGGCAGGUAAUUGGCUAUCCGUACGGAUUGCUGUGGUACGGAUUCGUGCUAAUGGCGUUCCAGGUGCACUUUUUCUCGCUGUUCUUUGCCUGGAACCUGAUCAAAGCCUGGAGAGCGCGCGGAGCACUCAAGAAGGGCCAGUAAAGGAAGCGUACCGACGAUCCCAUACAGCAUCUUGCCCAAAAAACCGUCAUCCUCCGCGUGGUGCGAUCAAACUGAUGAAGUUUAGUUCUUGCACACACCUUCUAACAGACGCACACACAUAAAACAUCCCUUAUGCACCAACGCCACCACCGAAUGCGAUCUUCGAUCUUCGAACCCCGAAACACGUGAAACACCAGGCGCCCGCUUUGCUCAAUCGAAUGCUACACUAGGCGGGAAAACGAAAAGCAGUCAAGGAACUCCGCUCGACAAAGACAAUAUACUUAGUGCGCGAACAUGUAUGUAGCACACCGCUAGUUCGCUCUUGCUGUAAAUGGUAGAGUUUUUCGUUUUCUUUUCUUUUUUUAUUGUUGUUUAUCCCCAUUGAUUGAGCCUCGUUAGCAAUUAACUGAUGAGAGAGGCAAUUUUCUUGUGCAUGGCAUGACACGAUAGCGCUAACAGAAGUAAUCCCAACGGAAUGAUUAAAACGAUCUGGUUGGAAAAACCUGAUUCCCACAACCAUGGUCCUGCCCGAACGUUUUUUGUUUUGUCUUGUUCCUUAUGUACCUAGUUGUCUAAGUAGGAGAAAUGCAGGAAUUAGAUUUCAAUGUAGCUUCCAAAACAGUAGUGGCUGUACGUUGUAAGGCAUCUAACCACAAGAUGGAUGUCCGCCUUUUAUACUCUGUUGUAGAUAAAUCUUCUGAAUGUUUCUAGCGUUAUCUUCACACCGUUAAACACCGUUGAGAUUGAACGCAAUUGUACUGUCAUUUAAAAUUGUCCAACAGUCAUAAACAACAACCAUACGACACGACACGAUUUGUAAUUGUAUAAUGUGUAUUUAGUGGUAACAAAAGUAACAAAACCACCAAUGUCACUCAUAAAUAAAUACGGCGACUUUAAUGUUUCUCUAAGCAAAGGAAAAGGCUGAAUGGUGAAUAGGAAUGGGAAAAACAAGCGCAACGUCUGUCUGUGGACGAUUACUGGGACGGCGGAUUUGGGCCCCGAAAGGAAGCAAUUCUCAGUUGUGUUUUUGAACAUCAUCGAUUGCAUUAGGUUUUGCCAACUGCCUCGUAUCCUGACACGAAUUUGACUGGAUGGAACUAAUGGAUUGGGAUGAGCGGCCACAGUUUUGUUUCGUUUAUUUUGUUUCUUACUACACUGCAUACAACAAAGGGAACGAUUACGACUUCACAGCACGAGAGAACGAAUUUUGUUUCUUUCAAUACAUUUUUUUAUUGCAUUGUUCGAUGGUUUAUGAUAUUAAAAGCGGACGGAAUGGACGAAACAGGAAAUCGAUAAAGCAAAACCGAAAUAGAGAAAAGAGAGAAAUCACGAAGAAGGGGACUGUUAAGAUGAUUUUUUUUUUGUAGCAGAAAAACCCGUGUAAAACGUUAUCGAAACAUAAACUGUUCUUAUGAAGUUUGUAGAGAAAUUGAACUGUGCUUAAGAGUAUAUGGAAUAAAGUGGUUUACUUAAAAAAAA